Molecule: messenger RNA, 536 nt
Organism: Tachysurus fulvidraco (yellow catfish)
Lineage: Eukaryota; Metazoa; Chordata; Actinopteri; Siluriformes; Bagridae
Product: cytochrome c oxidase copper chaperone
Exons: 4
Coding region: 177-368 (63 amino acids)
Biological process (GO): mitochondrial respiratory chain complex IV assembly
Cellular component (GO): mitochondrial intermembrane space
Molecular function (GO): copper chaperone activity; copper ion binding
Source: RefSeq, a predicted model, not a curated record
UGUGUUCCUCCUACUAGUCACCAGCACGCUGUACAACCAAGGGCACGUAAAUAUAACUACUGGUUGUCACCUGGUCCUGGAGAAACGUCUCAUUUCACUGUGCGCUGCAACAGCUAUAUAUGGUUGUAAUGAUAAUAAAAGCCUCUUGAUUUGACUUGACUUGAUCUUCAAGGACGAUGUCGAGCUUAGCUGCUGCAAGUGUGGAGCCCACAGCUGCCGAGGAGAAGAAGCCACUGAAGCCGUGCUGUGCGUGUCCUGAAACUAAAAAAGCACGGGAUGCCUGUAUAAUCGAGAAGGGUGAAGAAAGCUGCACAGGUCUUAUUGAGGCUCACAAGGAAUGCAUGAGGGCACUUGGUUUCAAGAUAUAAUCACUGGAUUGUGAGGAUGGCCUGUGGACUGUGGUGGCGUGUGUGGACUACUAUUUAUACUGAUGUUUGGGAAGAGUUUUUUUUAGUUGUUCCUCUGAAUGUGAUGUGGUAUUAACUUUCGGUGAAUGUUGAAAAAUUUAUUUUGAAUAAACAUCCUAUGCAAUCAUA